Daucus carota subsp. sativus is the source of this 550-nucleotide messenger RNA. RefSeq lists its product as uncharacterized. The transcript has a single exon. The record is from RefSeq and is a predicted model, not a curated record. NCBI's taxonomy places the organism in Eukaryota, Viridiplantae, Streptophyta, Magnoliopsida, Apiales, Apiaceae. The coding region runs from base 120 to 353 and encodes 77 amino acids.
AAUACGGAUUACACAAAGCUUAACCUUCAUAGUUAAUUAAGACAAAACAAACAUCUCUCUAUCUUUCUCGAGCUAGGGUUUGAUAAUUGCAUUAAAAUCAAUCUAAUUCACACACGUCAAUGGAGAAUUCAAGCAUAAUCCCCUACGAGAAGCUCAACGACAUCGCCAAUUGGCUCGGCACCAGCGUCGCCUCCGCUUUUUUCGCGUCACUGGAGCGUUGUUCUUGCGUCAAUCUCAACACUGCUGAUGACGACGAAGAGGACGAGGAGGCCAAAGAUCGGCCCUUGAUGCUGACCACUCUGCAGUCUCCGAGAAUCUCGUCGGCUACUGCUGUGGAUAAUCUGCCCGUGUAAGAUCUUGAUGUGGGCUGCUUUGUUUUCUUGAUUUUGUGUUGAAUAAGUGUUUGGAUUUUGUUUUGUGAUGUGGGGUUUGAUGGGUUUGUUGAAAAAUGGAUGGUGGUGGUGGGGGUGUAAUUGGGGUUUGUUUGUGUAAUGUGAUGAUUGAUGUGUUUGAAAAUUGUUAUCAAGAAUAGAUUUUUGUUUUAUGUUUA